GUAGUAUUUGCAGCACACUUGGGUUUUGAGAGCCAUGGCAAGAGCGGCAGUGUUGCGAUGUGAGGGCAAACCAGAUGAACUGAUCCUCAUUGAGCUGCAAAGCACUGUGCAGAUGGAGGACGGAUCAAAAGUAGCAGGACAAGAUCUUGGCAUUUUGGACAUCAAAGAUGGCGAUGUCACUUUGACCAAUGGACCUCGAUGCCUGCACGGCAAAAUGCAAGAGCUCAAGAGCCCAUUGGUACUGAUGGAAAAGACUGGACAGGCGACAAAGACCAAAACCGCCACCGGAAAGAAGACCCUUUUGAGGAUGCUGGCGAUGCAAUUCUUACUACACGCGGUGUUGUCAAUCGAAAGGCGGUGUUCAGUCAGCGACCACAGCUUUCUGUCUGAGAGGACAUGAGCCUCGGGGGACGGAUACAAGUGUAUCCGAGUCAUUGAAGCUGGGAUGGGUGCUCUUCAAUGAACUUCAACAAAGUUGUGCUUUCAAAUAGCUAGGGGCAGCCGUGCUGUGAGCACAACCAGAUAGAUCGCAGCGAAGAUACAAAGAUGCAACGAGAUGCAGCUGGAGUCUUUCUGCAGUUCUUGACAACAAGACAUGUGCGAAUUGAGUUG
Durusdinium trenchii is the source of this 612-nucleotide messenger RNA. Lineage: Eukaryota; Dinophyceae; Suessiales; Symbiodiniaceae. The record is from the annotation of a GenBank genome assembly.